Molecule: messenger RNA, 2089 nt
Organism: Mizuhopecten yessoensis (Yesso scallop)
Lineage: Eukaryota; Metazoa; Mollusca; Bivalvia; Pectinida; Pectinidae
Product: anti-sigma-I factor RsgI6-like
Exons: 12
Coding region: 33-1694 (553 amino acids)
Biological process (GO): carbohydrate metabolic process
Molecular function (GO): hydrolase activity, hydrolyzing O-glycosyl compounds
Source: RefSeq, a predicted model, not a curated record
GUAAGCUAGUCCAAGCGGACCAACGAGGAAUCAUGGACGUGGUUCUCCUAGUGCUAUUGUGUGUCGCUUUGACUAAUGGCGCUACGGAGCUGUUGAAAAAUCCAGAUUUUGAGAGUACAUCGUUUACAGGGAACUGGGUUUGUCAAGGGUGUACUUUGUCAAGUAGCUCUGAUAGUUACCAUGGGCAUCACAGUGCUAAGAUUACACACAGACAACAAAAGUGGGCAGGUUUAGCCCAAACCAUCAAUGUGUCACCUGGAAAUAGGUAUGUCUUCAGUGCGCAUGUCAAACUGCUUAACAUGGCAAGAGGUCAUAUGUUCCAUAAGCUCGAGGUCAUGGUGAAGGAAACGAUACAUGGACACGACGAGUAUCACGAUGCUGGUGACAGCCCUAAGAUGCGGACAGACAGUGGCUGGACAGAGAUUGGAUUCGACUUCAAAGUACCACAAAACGUUCAUCAACUUUAUGUAUAUCUACAAAUCGCUGAACCUGAAGUGAACUACCUGGUCGAUGCGGCGAGCGUCAAAGUACUUCCAUAUGAUGCGAACUGGAAGUCUGAGGCCAACUCCAGGAUAAACAGCAUCAGAAAAGCGCCAAUUACAGUCAAUUUGCAUAAUCUACAAGGAUCCGGCUACCAAGUUGAGAUCCAACAGACGAAGAGCAAAUUUGCUUUUGGGUCUGUAGUUUCAGCGUCAAAGAUCGUGGAUUCGUCUCACCAUGCCUACCAACAGUUCUUCUACGACAAUUUUGAGUGGAGCGUACUCGAGAAUGCUCUUAAGUGGCGACCGAUGGAAUGGAGCCAGGGUCAUCCUAACCUGGACAAACCAAUGGUCGCCGUUCAAGCUCUCCAGUCCAAGGGGAUUAAGGUACGUGGACAUAACAUGUUUUGGGGAACCCAAGGAACACAUCCGGAUUGGCUUGACGGUAUGGGACAUUCCACCCUGAUUCAAGCUAUGCACACACAUAUUAAUGACGUCAUAUCACGCACUAGAGGGAGUCUGGAACAUUGGGACGUGUACAAUGAAAAUCUCCACGGGAUGUACUUUGAGGAACAUACCGGUCACCCAAACAUAACUAAGGAGAUGUUCAACUGGAUACACCAAGCGGAGCCAGGAGUGAAACUGUUCCUAAACGAAUAUGCUGUGGCUUCUUCAAGUCAAAUGACCACCGCAUACAAGCAACAGGCAGAAGAACUGAAGAAUGCUGGAAUCCCACUGUACGGUAUCGGGAUACAAUGUCAUACCAAUAGUCACAUGGAUAUUACGUCAUUAAAGUACCGAUUAGACAAAAUAGCCGAGGCUGGACUCCCUAUUUGGAUUACAGAGUUUACGGUAAAUGAAGCUAACGAAGGAUUGAAGGCGGACGCCCUGGAAAACAUGUUGACAUUGUUCAUGAGUCAUCCUGCCGUGGAAGGAGUUCUACUGUGGGGUUUCUGGGACGGACAACUCUGGCUUCCAAACUCUGCUUUAGCAACUGGAUCGAAUGUACAGCCAAAUGCUGCAGGAAGACGAUAUCAACAACUGUUCCAUCACACAUGGCGGACUCACGUGACAAAGUCUGUAACCGGAAGUACCGUACAUGCAACAGGGUUCAUGGGAGAUUAUACUCUUUUGGUCAAACACAAUGGUCAAACCGUGCAGACAAAGUCUUUUACACUGGACAAUGGAGGACAUACUGUCACCGUCAAUUUGUAAUUUUUAUCAAUGCAUAACAUUUUCGUAUUGUAAUCAGUUUCUGUUGGAUAAAUUUCUUACUUAUGAUAUAUGAUUCUAUUUCAGGAAAUAGUAAUUGGAGCAAAGUGAACUUUUAAUGAAACGUAAAUAUAUGAUAGAAAUUAUAUAUCAUUAUGUCGUAAAUGUCAGCCCCCUCCCCCCUUGCACUUUGCUAACAAACUUGUUUCAUAAAUGUUUAUGUUAAAAUUUCUCUUUGGGUGAAAUGUAUAUUUUUACGAUGUUAAUGUCUAAUGUUAUAAUUUCAGAUGAAUUGAUGACGUCUAUCGUAUACAUUUUACGGAUGAGGUCUGAAACGUUAAUCAUCUUUGUUAUAAAUACAGCAUGUAUAAUUAACUUGAUUAUGAAUAAAAAAUAUC